GAAUGCGAGUGUUUCACCCGAAGAGGCGCUGAGUGGAGAGAUGGUGGAGUGGAGAGAUGGAGCGGAGUUACGGGCGUCAUGAGUCAUGGCCGUCCUGACUCACAUGUCAUGGUGCGGUCUUUAGGACCGAGGGGAGGAGCUGCUGUCCGGUGUUACACACUCCGAAGAGACCGUGCGGUGGGCUCACACACACAGCGCUCCCACUCGCACUCCCACGGUCUGUGUGUCCUCCUCCCUCGCAGACAUCAUCAUCCGCGAACCCGCUGAAAUGGACACAGAGCCGCAGCGGCGGUGCGCGAUGAACGACGGAUGUCCGUGAAGAAGGACCGCGCCGCCGCUUCGUUCCUGGCUUGUUUGUUUCUUUGCUGCUUUAUUUAUUAUUUGUGUCAUCCUUGACUUGACGCUCAUCCUCAGCGCACGCGCCCGGCGCGGGGACGUCCGUCACGCCGGAUCGCGGGACUUGGAGUGUAACUUUGACUUUGAGCGGAUCCCGGGGAUGUAAAUGCAGAGCGGUCAGCGGCGCGCGCAGGUGUCUUCUUUGCCGCGGAGCGAGACCGCUGUCCACGACGUCCAGCGCGCGCGGUCUGCCCAUGGUUCAGAGGCGGGACACUCAGCACGCAGAGCUCUUUCACCUUGGAAGGACGCCGCCUCCUGUGCCCCCAUGCCUUCCCACGGGCCUCUGUGAGAACGGCCUCUAGAGAGGAACGGAGGGACACGUCUGCACCCCGUAGCCAUAAAGGAUGGAGAGGCCACCAGAGGAGCAAGGUACCCCAGAGCUGCGGAGUUGCAUCAUUGGGGAGUCUUCAGCAAGCUGCAAGCGAAAUGGGCUCAUCAACACCCGCAGCCUGAUGUUGGAAGCCAAGGAUGGCCUGGUGUCUGUGUACUCGGCCCCCCAGUACCAAGGCCAUGUAGUGGUCAACCUGCCUCCACAGGAGGGCUCCCAGGAACGGGACGGCAAGGGUGGUGGCCCCCCGCAGCUGCUCAACCCUAGCUCCCUGCCCCAGGUUGUGGAGCCCUGCUUCCGUCCCAAUCUCAUAUUGUGUUCAGAGAACAUGCUUAAAGCCUGGGGUGAGGGGGACUGCUGUGAGACUACCUUCAUUGAGGACCUUUCUCCUGCCUCGAAGGAGGGGCUCAUGUUUGCUGAUGGCAAGUUCCUGGAUUUGUCUGCUGAGGAUGCCAAGAUCCAGACCCUCUCCUAUGAUGUGGACGAUGAGGACGAGUUCCGGGAACUGGAGAGCGAGUACUCGAGUGACACUGAAAGUGAGGACAACUUCCUCAUGAUGCCCCCCCGGGACCACCUGGGCCUCAGCGUUUUCUCCAUGCUCUGCUGCUUUUGGCCACUGGGGAUCGCCGCUUUCUACCUAUCCCACGAGACCAACAAAGCCGUGGCCAAGGGAGACUUCCACCUGGCCAGCUCCAGCUCCAGGCGUGCACUUUUCCUUGCUGUGCUGUCCAUUACCAUCGGCACGGGCAUCUACGUGGGCGUGGCUGUAGCGCUUAUUGCAUACCUCUCAAAGAACAACCAUUUGUAAUUUUCCAGUCUCUUCUAGCCUCCCCCUGCAGUAGAGCGCUACUGUUCUGAGUUGGCUGACGUUGGAUGUGAGGGCUUGGCGUGUUGGAAAAAAUAAAGGAUCUCAAGGAUUCAAGACAGGAUGAUCAAAUCCCCUUUCAUGCAUUUUCUUUGUCAGAGAAGGAAGCUGACAGGAUAACCCUUUUGUUUGUAUUUUAUUUUGUUGUUCUUGUUGCUUACCAUAUGCAUAAAGAAACAUAACAUGUCAUGGCUCCACCAAGACCCCACUGUGCCAGAACAAAAAUAAGUCCACACCACGUUGCAGACCCCACCACCUUCUUUCUAGUUCGUACAAGAAGGAAGGCGGUGUUUGUUAUAUUCUUUUUCAGUCACUGAAACAAGAAAGGCUGCAGAGGGUGUAUUUUUUGAGGUUCUUCAGUUUUAAUUGCAAAUAAUUCAUUUUUGGCUGUUAUGUAAGACUCUAGAAGAGGCGGACUACAAUGGUAGUACUGAAUGUAUACGAGAACCUUCAAAGGGCCGUGGAACUUAGACCAGAAACCUCCAUCUUGGAUGCAGAUCAUGCUGAGCAACCAACUGUACCACUGCAACCCUUGUCGGGUAAAAACAGAUCCAUUUCCACCACAGAACCGGAUCAGACAACUCCUGCGACUCAUAUCGGAUCCAUGUGUAUUUUUUCUUCCUGAGAAGGGCUGUGCAUUUACCUUUCUGCCCACCAGCAGACACCCUGAUCUGGAUGAGUACAUUUACAUUUAUUGAUUUAGUUGAUGCUUUUCUCCAACGCGACUUACAGUGUUAAGGUA
Molecule: messenger RNA, 2331 nt
Organism: Scleropages formosus (Asian bonytongue)
Lineage: Eukaryota; Metazoa; Chordata; Actinopteri; Osteoglossiformes; Osteoglossidae
Gene: syndig1
Product: synapse differentiation inducing 1
Exons: 4
Coding region: 741-1532 (263 amino acids)
Biological process (GO): synaptic vesicle clustering; positive regulation of synapse assembly
Cellular component (GO): excitatory synapse; intracellular membrane-bounded organelle; synaptic vesicle membrane
Source: RefSeq, a predicted model, not a curated record